AGUCAUCAGUGGGUCCCAUCGCCACGUCAGCAGGUCCAAUCAUCGCGUGGGUCCCGUUGGUGAUUUUUGGAGAGAAGUUGGUUCUGACUAAUUUUGACGUCCUGAUUCCAUUUUUGAGGCCAGUUUCCUCAAAAAUUGGAUUGUUUGGUAUUGGUUGAUUGCUGCUUGAGUGGAACUAUGACUACCUUGAAGUUUGAAGUUCCGUUAUUUGAUGGAAGAGCGGACUUCAUGCUGUGGCAAUGCACGAUUCAAGACUAUUUGGUCCAGCAAGGUCUUGAUUUAGCAUUGCAAGAUGAGAAGCUAAGUGAUAUGAAAGAACCAGAGUGGAGUACAAUCCAGAAGAAGGCUGUCAGCACAAUUCGGUUGGCACUGUCCCCACAGAUUAAAGUGACUGUGCUGAAAGAGACAUCACCAAAGAAGCUGUGGGAAACGUUGGAGAGCAAGUUUGCGUCGAAGACACUUACUAACCGGUUGAUGAUGAGGAUGGACUUGUACUCACUGAAGAUGGAAGAGGGAGGUGGCGUAAUUGAUCACAUCAACAAGUUUAAUGAGCAAGUAUCAAGGCUGUUAAAUGCAGGGGAGACUAUCAAGGAUGAAGAGCAAGGGCUGCUUCUACUGGCUUCACUACCAAAAUCCUUUAAGCCGUUUGUGCAAUCAAUGAUAGCAGGAAGGACUACACUGCGGCUAGAUGAGGUGACGACUGCCUUGAAGGAGAGUCAAAGGAUGAUGGGAGGUGAAGAGUCUUCCGGGGACAGUCAUUUACUAGCUGUUGUGAGUGUUGAGAAAGAGAGGAAGAAGAAGAGUGACCAACUUUGGAGAAGAUCUCAGCUGAGAGACAUGAGCACUGUUAGGUGCUAUUACUGUGAAAAGUUGGGUCACACGAAGAACGGUUGUCCAGAACUCAAGGAGGACUUGCAGAUCCUAAAGGAGAAGAAGGGCAAAUCGGAGGAAGCUUCUUCCGCAAAUGUGAUCACUUAUGAAGAUGAUCUCUUCUGAAGAUAAGAGUACUGCUGGACAGAAGAUUCUGCAGGAUGGGAGUAUCGCUGCAGAAAUCGCAAAUGAUGUAGGACUUUGAAUUAAGGGGAGAUUUGUUGAGUGUUACUUCAAAGUCCCACAUCGGUGGGAUAGGAAAAUUGAGGAGGGAUUGGAGCCUAUAAAUAAAGAGGAGAUAUAGGCUUCCAUCACACAACAUACUGCUUGCACAAUAAAUAAUAUUUUAUACUUUUUCAUAAAGUUUUAAAAGAUUU
Messenger RNA from Cuscuta campestris, 1247 nucleotides. The record is from the annotation of a GenBank genome assembly. Lineage: Eukaryota; Viridiplantae; Streptophyta; Magnoliopsida; Solanales; Convolvulaceae.